This is a messenger RNA of Plasmopara halstedii, 1635 nucleotides long. Its product is annotated as rna methylase. The record is from RefSeq and is a predicted model, not a curated record. The coding region runs from base 1 to 1635 and encodes 544 amino acids. Gene Ontology annotation, molecular function: RNA cap trimethylguanosine synthase activity; nucleic acid binding. Lineage: Eukaryota; Oomycota; Peronosporomycetes; Peronosporales; Peronosporaceae. Gene Ontology annotation, cellular component: nucleus. The transcript has a single exon. Gene Ontology annotation, biological process: 7-methylguanosine RNA capping; 7-methylguanosine cap hypermethylation.
AUGCAAGACGCUGACCACUUUUCGACGUGCACGUCUCAACCGAUGUCAAUGGAAGCUCAAAUAGUUGUGACGCAUGGGGUACAAGUAGGAUAUCAUGGACUACGUCAGCGUAGUAGCAGCCUCGACAACGUGCGCUUGUGGCGACCGGCGAGUGGUUUUGCAUCCAAGCACAUGGCAGAGAUGGAGGCUAAGAGGAUGCAUAGGGAGCGACAAAUGCAGCGCGUUCGACAAAUGCAGCAGAUGCAAGAGGAGAAAGUGAGACGUGAGAUUGAGCUAGCCAGAGGACCCAGGCCUAACGAUCACGUAAUUGUGGAAGAGGGUGUUUGGAAAACAGUAGUUUCUCAAGGACCCCGCGACUACCAGCAGACUCGAGCAGCCAUUGACACUUCUCUUUCGCAGCCCUUAUGUUCAUCCUCUUAUGAUAUCGACCAUCUCGACAAUUUAUCGGUCUUUGGUACGGUCAACACCGAGUGCACUUUAAGUCAAGACGAGAUGAAAACUACCGAAAGAGUGAGAAGAAAGAAAAGAUAUCAAAUGAAGAGGCGACAGAAUAGUUUGUCACGACGGGAUGAAAAACAGAAAGAUAUAAUGGAAGGUGUUCCACACCCGACAUUGCUAGGAGAAGUUAUGUUUACACGACGCAGUAGCUUGCAGAAGCUGGCUGAUAGACUACACGAAACCACAAUCGCAACACAUAAAGGACGAAAAGCAUGUGGCUACCAUAACUUUAUGGAAGCCAGGUCUUUACCUGACCGCAGCAUAAGAAAAACGAAGAGCUCUUCAUCCAUGAUUGUCAACCAUAACCGUGCUAAAAUGCAUUCUAACAACGCAAGCGCAGAUUCUAGUCCACGUAGACACACAGAAAAUGGCAGUGAUACGACAAAGCGCUCAAUUUCAAGACAAGAGUCACCUCAAUCACCACGGUCUGGUUCGGACACUCGUGGAUCACCUCGAACACGUAAGUGUGGUGAUAAACGAGACUUUUUUUUUCGUAACUUAAACUAUGGACUUCGGAGCCAGUUGCAAGUAGAUGAGGUCGCUGCAUUUAGCGUGACAGACUACGAGAUGGCCACCAAGAUUUCUCAGUUUGUCUUAGAACUAUUUGCAUCUUCUAAAGAAGACACUGUGUCCACGAGCAACUUUGAAGAUCAUGACGAUAUCAAGCUGACAAUUGAAGAGCGCAAAAAAUACCCACUCACCGUAACGGACGGCACGGCAUGUGUGGGAGGAAAUGUGUUAUCUUUUUGUGACUAUUUCACACGAGUAAAUGCUAUUGAAAAUGAUGCGACCCGCGUGCAAAUGCUGCAACAUAAUCUUCAGGUCCUUCAAAAGACAAACGUAAAGUGUAUUCACGCCAAUUACUUGGAUGUGAUGAUGCAACUUGAACAAGAUGUGAUUUUUCUGGAUCCACCUUGGGGAGGACCUGAAUACAAGGAUCUUGAAAAAGUGGAUCUCUUUCUAGGAGGCUUACCCCUUCAUGAGAUUUGCAUACGACUACAAGAUCACACCAAGUGUAUUAUUCUAAAAGUGCCAAAUAACUUUGAUGAUAUCAAGUUCUCGCAGCGCGUACCCGGCAAGGUUGUGAUUCGACGCGAUCUGAAAAAGAUGCACCUUAUUCUUCUUGAUUAUCGGUAG